This is a messenger RNA of Neolamprologus brichardi, 1098 nucleotides long. NCBI's taxonomy places the organism in Eukaryota, Metazoa, Chordata, Actinopteri, Cichliformes, Cichlidae. The record is from RefSeq and is a predicted model, not a curated record.
AUGAUUGGAGUACAGACUGCUUUGAUUCUUUUUACUACAAUAGCUCUGAGUCAAAGCGCAGAGGCUGCCCACCAGAUCCCUUUGAUUGAAGUUGAAGUUGGUAAAAAUGUUACUUUGCAGUGUCCGGUUACAGAGAAGGAAGGAAAAUUUGUUCACUGGUUUAAGCAAUCUCCAGGAUAUAUCAUCCAGACAGUUGCUACAGGAUCUUACACAAAACAAACACUGAGCGAAGAAUUUAACAACGGUCGUUUCACAGUAUCAGAGGGGCAGUCUUUGUAUUUUCUCUCCAUGAGAAAUGUCCAAAAAGAGGAUGAAGCAACAUAUUCCUGUCAGUAUGGAUCAGCUUAUUCACAGACCUUUAAUACAAGCGUCUACUUGGCUGUAAAUGGUCACAGUGAGCAGAGAGCAGUGUACGUGAAACAAACUCCGGAGGCAGUGUCAGUCCACCCAGGCAGCUCCGUCACUCUCCAGUGUUCACUUUUCUCCAACAACAACGAGAACAGAAGCGAGUGCCCAGAUGAACACAGAGUGUACUGGUUCAGAGCGGGAUCAGGACAAUCCCAUGCCACGAUUAUUUACACUCACAGAAACUACAGUCAAAAACAAGAGGGAAGGCGUUGUGUCCACAGUCUGUCCAAAACUAUUCAGAGCUCCUCUGAUGCUGGGAUCUACUACUGUGCAGUGGUCACAUGUGCAGAGAUCGUGUUUGGAGAAGGAACUCAAGUGGAGAUAAAAGCAAAACUUGACCCGGUUGUCCUUGCACUCGGUGUGUUGUUGGCCUUUAGUGUGACUGUGAAUAUCAUCUUUGUUUUCUGCAAAAGUCAGAGAGGGUUUAAAAAUGGCAAAGCUGUAAAGGACUACAACCGCUUUAUAGAAGGAGUUAACCUGUCAGACCAGCUGAUUGGCUCCUAUUCUUCAUGCAGAAACAGCAGGAAGUGGUACGUGACAGUGCUGCAUCGCUUUAUAGACAUUUCUGUCACAAACAGCUAUCUGGUCAGCAAGGAGCUCUGUGGCAGACUGGAGCAGCAGUCAAUGACACACAACGAUUUCCAGAAGCAGUUGAUCGUUGAGCUCUGUUUGGGCUGUCCCCACAACUAG